Molecule: messenger RNA, 1644 nt
Organism: Symbiodinium pilosum
Lineage: Eukaryota; Dinophyceae; Suessiales; Symbiodiniaceae
Source: the annotation of a GenBank genome assembly
AUGUGCCGCAUGCCACACGGAGGCCAGUGCUUCGGCAAUUCCAUUGUCACCGAUGCCACAGAUGACGCGAGCAAAGCCUUGCGAGAAGUCAACGCCGAUGAAAUCUUAGACGCCUUAGAGACGGUAUCUCACGAAGUGGACGCCAACUGGGGGUCGGAGUCCAUCGCCAGCUUAUUCCGCGAUCCUGAAGUGGAAAAGUUGAUGCAGAAAGGCAACACGGGGCUUGACAAACUCGAGACGGACUCUGCGAUGGCGCGUCGUUACGCACAGAUGAGCUUCUUCGGGAAGAUGCAGGUUUGGCUGCAGUCCCACAAGUACGAGAUCGUGAUUGCCGCGGUUUUAUGCAUCAAUGUCUUGUGGAUGGCUUUUGAGCUCCAGCUGAGCGGGUCCGACACAGGCUACCAAAUUGGAGUGAUCAGCGCGCCCCCAGUGCCUGCAGAGAGUUGGUCGACUUGGGGCAGGAUCAUCGAGGUGGGAGACCUCAUCUUCACGACCUUCUUUGUGACGGAUGUUGUCGUGCGCAUUGUCGUUUUGCAGCGCAGCUUUUGGAAGGUCCCGCUGAACUACAUCGAUGUUGCUGUCAGUGCUGCGUCUCUGUUUGAGGUCACGGUUUAUCAUGGCACCACCUUGGCGGUGAAUCCAAUCCUCUUCCGCCUGGUGCGCAUCGGCAAGCUCGCGAGAGCUAUUCGCUUUGUCACCAUGACCAGCAUGCUGGCAUCCCUUCAGCUGCUGGUAAAGUGUUUGGCCUCCAGUAGCAACAUGCUCUUCUGGAGCUUCUGCCUCUUGACUUUUGUCCAGUGCGUAGCUGGACUGAUUGUCAGCACCCUCUGCCGGGAUUUCUUCGAGGACGACAGCUACGACGUCUCAUUGAGGGAAGCGGUGUUUCGAUACUACGGCACAUUCACCCGCACCUUCCUGACAAUGUUCGAAAUUUUAUUUGCCAAUUGGGGACCAGCAUGCAGGGUGCUGGUGGAAAACUUCAGUGAAUGGUUCUCCAUCUUCUUCCUUUUCUACAGGUGUGUCCUUGGCUUCGCUGUGUUGAAUGUCGUUAACGCCGUCUUCGUCCAACAGACCAUGAAGACGGCGGGCUCUGAUGAAGAGCUAGCCUUCAAGCAAAAAGAGAAGGAUGCGCAGAUGUACACGAGGAAAGUAAAACGGCUAUUUCAGACCAUUGAUGACUCGGGAGAUGGUACCCUCAACUUAGAGGAGUUCUCCAAGCUCGUCCAAUCUCCAAAGCUGAAGUUUUGGAUGAGCCAGCUAGAGCUGGAGUACCACGACCUCCUGAGCUUGUUCGAGUUUUUGGACAACGGAGAUGGUGAAAUUACCUUGAUGGAGUUCAUAGAAGGCGCGGCUCGACUCCGCGGCGGGGCAAAGGCUUUGGAUAUAUGGCGCAUCGAAACGAAGCUAGAGGUUCUCUUCGAAGAAGUCCUAAAGGCUUUGCACACCACUUCCGGGAAAGUCAUGCCUCUGUCAGUUCAGGACGCAUGUCUCAUAUAUAGGCAUAUGGUCCCAGUGAGCAGGAUAGAGCGGUGUUCGGGCUUGUGGGGGAGAUGCAAGCGACGCGUACUGGCAGAAAUGGCUGAUGUUGGGUGGCGCUUGAAGAACUUAAAUCAACUAACCAUGGAGCGGAUAAAUUGCAAAUAG